AUGAAUUUUUUUAGUUCUAAAACAAAAACUAUUAAAACUUACGGAAAAGAUAAAAGGGAAAGAGUCGUAAAUAUAUGGGAAAAGGAUUUAAGAUCUAAACAACAACAACAUUAUCAAAAAUCACAAGAGGAAAAACCACAACCACAACUACAUUAUCCUGAAUCAUUAUUAAAGCUCUUAAAUUUAUGUGGUCAAAAUGCAAUCUAUACAUUUGAAGAAUUUCUUGGUAAAGAUUGUAUUCAUAAUGCUGUAAAGAUUGGUGAAGCAAGUUUUUCAGAGGUUUUUACAAGUUAUGUGUCAAAAUUCACUUCAAACAAGAUGAAAUCUGUUCUAAAAAUAAUUCCAUUUGGAAGAGGGAAAGAAAUAUUGAUUAAUGGUGAAGAGCAAUCAAGUAUAAAAAACAUAUUACAAGAAAUUAUAAUUACAUUGAAAUUAUGUGGAAGAAAUGAAAUAGCAUCAUCAUCAAGUGUUGGAUUUUUGGAAUUAUACGGUGUUGGAAUUAUUUAUGGUAAAUAUCCUGAUCAAUUGAUAAACCAAUGGGAUGCUUGGGAUGAAAAACAUAAUUCAGAUAAUGAUCGCCCUGAUUAUUUUGAUGAUAAACAAUUGUAUGUUGUAAUGAUAAUUGAAUAUGGAGGUCUCGAUUUAGAACAUGUAAAGUUAAAGAAUUGGAAUCAAGCUUGGAGUGUUUUAGCACAAGUUGGUUAUUCAGAUUUGAAAGACCUUCAUUGGGGAAACAUUACUAUUAAACCUACAAAAUGUAAAAAUAUUUCAUACAAUGUGACAUCAUCAUCACCACCAUUGGAUAUAAAUAUUCCUACAUAUGGUAUAAGCGUAUGGGUAAUUGAUUAUACAUUGUCACGAAUUGAACAUGAUAAUGAAAUAGUAUAUGUUAAUCUUUCGGAUGAAAGUUAUUUUACGAGUGAAGGUGAUUAUCAAUACGAUAUAUAUCGUAUGAUGAGAAAAGAGACAAACGGUGAUUGGAAAUCUUUUAAUUCCAAAACAAAUGUAUUUUGGCUUCAUUAUCUUUCAGACAAACUUUUAAAAGAAAAAAAUUUACCAAUACCAACUAGAAAUAAUAAUCAAUACAAAUAUUAUAAUUCAGUAAAUAAAUUUCACAAUUCUGUGUUGAAAAGAAAUAGUUAUAAAAGUGCCAUGGAAAUAAUGAAGAAUGAAGAGUUCUGGAAAUUGUAG
This is a messenger RNA of Entrophospora sp. SA101, 1191 nucleotides long. The record is from the annotation of a GenBank genome assembly. Lineage: Eukaryota; Fungi; Glomeromycota; Glomeromycetes; Entrophosporales; Entrophosporaceae.